AUGAGACUGUCCGCCCUCCGUCUUGCACUCGCUGCCAUCGCGACUACGGCUCACGCUGCUGCGUCGGUCGAGUACGUGACUGACCUGCCCGCCUACUCACUCCUGGCUGAGUGCGCCUCCGCGGCCAUCUCGUACCCCAUCCAGGUGCAAACCUAUGUCGGCUCCUGCGACGACGACCGCCCCGGUCUGCAGUCCUGCAUCUGCCAGAACGCAACCCUCUCCGCCGAGGUCCUCUCCUCCAUCCGCGACGAUGUGUCCGCCUCGUGCGGCAGCACCGCCUCGGGCGACCAGUCGAGCGCCGAGGCCGUCUGGGACCAGUACUGCGACCCGGACAAGACAGUCGACUUCAGCACGCCCUCCAAGAACAUUGUCAGCGCCUACAUCACCGACCUCAGCGAGAUGCGCUACCUCGCCCCCUGCGCCUCCACCGGCCUGAGCUCCGCCGUCAUGGCCGCGCCGCUGUCCAAGUGUCCCGCCGAGCCCAGCCUCUACGCCCCCUGCGUCUGCUCCAAGGACGGCGUCGCCGACAUGGUCUCGAGGACCAUCUCAAAGUCCGUCAGCGCCUCCUGCUUCAACGACGAGGACGUCACCCUCGCCUACGACUUCUUCUCCCACUACUGCGACAUGAACCAGGGCACCACCUCGUUCCCCACGCCCACCGGGCCUCCCGGUGACAUGUCCUACCACGUCACCGCCCUGCCGCAGUACGCGUCGCUCAACGACUGCGCGCAGUCCGCCGUCUCCUACGCCAUCAUGGGGCAGACCAUCUUUCAGUGCCCCGAGGAUGGGCCCCAAGCCCUCGCGAGCUGCGUCUGCAUCAAGGACGGCAUGUCCCGCCGCAUGAGCAGCACCCUGACGAGCGACGUCCGAUGGUACUGCGACGUCACCGCGACGGCCGACGUCUCCUCCGCCCUGGAUAUCCUUGACUAUUACUGCAGUGCCGCCCGCGACGAGGUCACCGCCCAGGUCACAGUGUCGACGAGCGAGAGCGCCUAUCCAACCGCGGAAUCGGGGACCACGAGCAGUACGCCGCCUGGGGAAACGGGCACCAGCGGCGACGACAACAGCAGCGGCGACGACCAGAACAGCACCAGCACCAGCACCAGCAGCAGUAGCAACGGCGGCGACGGCACAAGCAAGACGGCCGUCAUUGCAGGGAGUGUCAUCGGCGGCCUCGUCCUCAUUGUCGCCAUCGUCGCACUCAUCUGGUUCAUCCGUCGUCGCAAGAUGCGUGCCAGCACGCAGGAACAAGUGCCCUCCGCACCACCCUCCCCGCAGCAACAUGCAGAGCUCCACGGCGCGACCUCCCUGAAGGACUUGGCCAACCGCAAGGAGCUCGGAGACUCGUACAUUAGCGAGCUGCCGCCGCAGACACGCACAAACGAGCUCCCAGCCCAAGGGAACGCGGCGCGUACGCAGCACUUUGCCUCGCACGAGCUGGAGAGCCCCAGUGGUGGCGUUGGUGGUGGAUUCACGCCGAGUGCGCCGACCAGAAGGGCGGCGGGCGGCAUGGGCUGGCAGUCGGGCCCGAUGGACGCGUACGAGAUGGACGCGACGCCGAGGGGGAGGUGA
Emericellopsis cladophorae is the source of this 1572-nucleotide messenger RNA. RefSeq lists its product as uncharacterized. The record is from RefSeq and is a predicted model, not a curated record. The transcript has 2 exons. NCBI's taxonomy places the organism in Eukaryota, Fungi, Ascomycota, Sordariomycetes, Hypocreales, Bionectriaceae. Bases 1 to 1572 code for a protein of 523 amino acids.